This is a messenger RNA of Aspergillus ibericus CBS 121593, 1152 nucleotides long. RefSeq names its product porphobilinogen deaminase. Gene Ontology annotation, molecular function: hydroxymethylbilane synthase activity. The coding region runs from base 74 to 1108 and encodes 344 amino acids. The transcript is spliced from 2 exons. The record is from RefSeq and is a predicted model, not a curated record. Gene Ontology annotation, biological process: heme biosynthetic process. Gene Ontology annotation, cellular component: cytoplasm. Lineage: Eukaryota; Fungi; Ascomycota; Eurotiomycetes; Eurotiales; Aspergillaceae.
CACUUCUGCUCGCAAGUUUCCAGUUGAUCUCUUCAUUCUGCACCCGAUUCUUUCUGCGCGAUAAUUUUCAAAAAUGUCAGGCACAGCAGCUACCGGGCAAGAACUGCGCCUGGGAACCCGCAACUCCCGACUGGCACUCGUCCAAGCGGAGCGCGUCUCCAAAGAACUAGCCCAUGCCCAUCCGGCCUUCCAAUUCCCCUGGCAAACCGUGGUGGUCCGUGGCGAUGCGGACAAGACCAGCCCGUUUCUGAAGUUUGCGGGGCCAUCCGACGCCGCAAAGAACAUCUGGACCGAGGAGAUGGAAGCCAAGCUUUGCGCCGGGGAAUUGGAUCUCCUUGUGCAUUGCCUCAAGGAUAUGCCCACGCGCCUCCCCGACACCUGUACGCUCGGCGCCAUUGUGCAUCGGGAAGAUCCCACAGAUGCAUUGGUGAUCAAGGAGGGGCUGCGGUCGCAGUAUACGGAUCUGGCGCAAUUGCCCCGCGGAUCGGUGGUGGGGACCAGUUCCACUCGCCGGAAGGCCCUCUUGCGGUACCGCUAUCCUCACUUGAAGAUUGAGGAAUGCCGGGGGAAUCUUGAUACCCGUCUCCGCAAGCUAGACGACCCAGAAGGCCCCUUCUCCGCCAUCAUCCUCGCCACGGCCGGUAUGGUCCGCAUCAACCUGCAUGAUCGCAUCACGAAACGCCUGCCGCCAUCCGAGUUCCCUUAUGCCGUCGGCCAAGGCGCCCUGGGCAUUGAAAUCCGCAAAGAGGACACCCAAACCGAGACCAUGAUCCGCCAAAUCGAAGACCUGCCCACCCGACGAAUCUGUCUGGCCGAGCGCUCCCUCCUCCGCACUCUCCAGGGUGGCUGCUCCUCGCCCGUCGCGGUCCACUGUACCGUCGAGCAAUCAUCACCCUCCUCCCCCGCUCAAUUACGCCUCGACGGCACCAUCAUUCAUCCCCAUGGCACCACGCUGCUCUGGGAAUCGGCGACGUCGGAAUUCAGGACCGACGAGGAAGCCGAAGCGCUGGGUGCGACGGUCGCUCAGCGCUUGCUGGAGAACGGCGGACAAGCCUUAUUGGAGGAAAUUCGUCAGCUGCAGCAGGAGCAGAAGACGGCAAAUGUAUAAUAGAUACCAUCUAAACAUAGAAUCCCCACUCUGACACUCCAUUU